AUUUUACAACGUAAACUCUUGGUCUUACCAUAUUUAUUGGAUUGGAUAAAUAUGCAACAAAUUUACAACCAAACCCAACAAAAAUCAGGAACCGAAAAGCCCUAACGCAAACGCCCCCCUUAAAACGCUUUAAGGCGCCGAAACUCUAUUUAGGGUUUCCCCUUUAGCUAUAAGAAUCUCUCGGUAGAAUUAGAUAUUUUUCAAGGAUUUGCCAUCGGUUAACAAUGGCGGUGGAGACGUCGAGAAUGACAGGUGUUGUGUCCAAGUUCAACAACCAAAAAGGCUAUGGAUUCAUCAAGCCUGAUGAUGGAUCCGAGGAUCUAUUCGUUCAUCAAUCUGAGAUCAAAUCCGACGGCUACCGUUCUCUCUACGAAGGCCAGAAAGUGGAGUUCACCAUGACUGUGAAGGGUGAUAAGUAUCAGGCUAAUGAUGUCACUGGUCCUGAUGGUGCUCCUCUCGAUAGUGACCGUAACAAUACCCGUGGUGGUUACGGCUAUGGCGGUAACGGUUAUCGCAGGAACGGCGGUGGUGACGGUGGAUAUCGUAGUGGCGGUGGUGAGUGUUAUACUUGUGGGAGGACGGGACAUUUAGCUAGGGAUUGUGAUCGUAGCAGUGGAGGCGGUGGUGGCGGCGGCAGAGGCGGCGGGUGUUAUAACUGUGGUGCGACUGGGCAUUUAGCUCGGGAUUGUGACCGUGCCAGUGGUGGUGGUGGUGAUGGUUAUCGGAGGAGUGGCAAUGAUGGUUGUUACACUUGUGGCGGGUAUGGCCACAUGGCUCGAGACUGCCCAAGUAGUGGACGUCUUGGUGGUGGUGGUGGAGGAGGUAGUGGGGCUUGUUACACAUGUGGUGCACAAGGACACAUGGCAAGAGACUGUCCCCGUGAGGGUGGGGUUGGUGGCGCUAGUUAUGGGAGAUAUGGUGGUGGUGGUGGUAGUGGACGAGGAAGCAAGUGUUACAACUGUGGAGAGGCGGGGCACUUUGCUAGGGAAUGCACUAGCCAAUCCGUCAACUGAUCAUGUACAUGAUCUUCCCCUUUUUGUUAUCAGUCCUCGUAAUAUUCCAUUUUUGUUAGCAUUGGACAUGUUUUUACCCAGUUGUUAUUUUGUUAGCUAUAUGACUGGAUGUUCUUUUAGAAUUAUGUUUCUCGGAUGCAUACUUUUGGUUAGUAGUUGAUAUACAAGUAUAUAAAAUGCUGGAUGUUCAGUUUUUGCACUUUAAGCAAAUCUUUUAUGCUCA
Nicotiana tabacum (common tobacco) is the source of this 1236-nucleotide messenger RNA. RefSeq lists its product as uncharacterized. Lineage: Eukaryota; Viridiplantae; Streptophyta; Magnoliopsida; Solanales; Solanaceae. The record is from RefSeq and is a predicted model, not a curated record. Gene Ontology annotation, molecular function: zinc ion binding; nucleic acid binding.